Aspergillus saccharolyticus JOP 1030-1 is the source of this 1557-nucleotide messenger RNA. Its product is annotated as putative MFS transporter. Bases 1 to 1557 code for a protein of 518 amino acids. The record is from RefSeq and is a predicted model, not a curated record. Gene Ontology annotation, biological process: transmembrane transport. NCBI's taxonomy places the organism in Eukaryota, Fungi, Ascomycota, Eurotiomycetes, Eurotiales, Aspergillaceae. Gene Ontology annotation, molecular function: transmembrane transporter activity. The transcript is spliced from 9 exons. Gene Ontology annotation, cellular component: membrane.
AUGUCCGAGCCAAGUGCCAAUCGUCAGGAAAAGGAGAAGCUUUCUCCUACAGCUGUAUCGAAAGUAGACGAUGUCGAAAUUGGCCAAGUCUCCUCCCUCGAUGAAGCUGAGCUCUUUCUUCACGAGCACGGCGUGUCUAACGAACAAAUGCAAGAAAUGCUCGACGACCCUGUGCGGAGGAAGAAGCUUAGAAGACGCAUUGAUUUGAUCUUGCUUCCGCUCAUGUGCGGGACAUAUUGUCUCCAGUAUAUCGACAAGCAGGCGUUAUCCUACAGUGCCGUGUUCGAUCUGUUCACCGACGCACAUAUUGAUAGCAAUCAGUACAGCUGGCUAGCCAGCAUCUUUUACUUUGGGUAUCUCUUCUGGGAAUAUCCGGCAAGUUACAUCGCACAACGACUGCCCAUUGGAACUGUGGUCGCGAGUUUUGUGAUCGCCUGGGGUGCGAUCCUCAUGAUCACCGCCAGCUGCCAUGAUUUCACCGGCAUGGCUGUAUGUCGGUUCUUACUCGGGUGCUUUGAGGCGCCGAUCACUCCGUGCUUCAUGAUGAUCGUGGGGACGUGGUAUGUUCGUCAAGAACAGCCCUUGCGCGCCGGGAUUUUCUACUGCUGUAACGGGGUGGGGUCGAUGGUUGGCGGGCUUCUCACUUAUGGCAUCGGCCAAGUGGACGGCUUUCCCGUCUGGCGGGCGGUAUUCCUGAUCUGCGGAGGAGCCACCGUUCUCUGGGGUAUCCUGAUGCUCCUAUUCCUCCCGAACAGUAUCCUGUCGUCAAAACGCUUCUCCGUGGAAGAGAAGGUCCUGCUCAUCGGCCGGGGCAAGCAGAACCAGACCGGUAUCCUCAACCGCUCGAUCAAAUGGUACCAGAUUCGCGAAGCCCUCGUCGACCCGCAAGUCUGGCUUUUGUUCCUAUUCACACUUCUCAACGAGACCGUCAACGGAGGGGUAGCCAAUUUCGGCAAGCUCAUCAUCCGGGGCCUCGUGUCUAGCUCCCUGUUAACCACGGUCCUGAGCAUCCCCCAAGGCGCCUUUCAGGUCUUCUUCAUCCUGUCGGGCACCUAUCUGUCCACGCGCUUCAAGAACCUGCGCACCGUCAUCAUGGCCGUGUAUCUCCUCCCGACCGUGGUUGGGGUCUGUCUUCUCUGGCAGCUGCCGCGGACGAACCGUUUCGGGGUCUUGUUCGGAUACUAUAUCGUGGGAUCAUUCGUCACCUCCCUCGUCCUCUCUCUCCAAAUGCCCUCCAGCAACAUGGGCGGCUACACCAAGCGCGUGACCGCCACUGCGUUUGUGUUUCUGGCCUACUGUAUCGGAAACAUCAUUGGCCCGCAUGCGUUUCUGGCCCGCGAGGCCCCGGUGUAUGCGACCGGGUGCAAGUUAAUUCUGGCGUGUGCGUUGUGUCAGAUGAUGAUCGCAGGGCUGUUGAGGGUUCUGUUGGUGCGGCGGAAUCGGCAGCGGGAGUCGGCGGGUGAGGGUGAAGGGGUUGUUGAGCUUCAAGGCCCGGGGGCGGAGAUGAUGGCCGAUCUGACGGAUUUCGAGAACCCUCGCUUCCACUACGUCCUGUAA